AUGGGUACAAAGACCGUUGAUCGCAAGGAUACCGGGCAUAAAGUAGAUGUGAUAAUAAGCUACUGCGAUCUUGAGUAUGGAUGUGCCGAAGCAGGUCUAAAAGGUGGAAGCACGUCCACGAAAUGGAUUAAUGAAUCCAAUAUCAAAGUACCACGACUCAUGAAAGACAUGCUCUGGCAAAUGCUGAAACCCAAUCCCACAGCUAUCAACAACGUCAUUGUUCCUGGCUUUGUUAUCAACAGGUUGAAUCUGAUGGUUGAAAUGAUGUCGAUUUCGAAGCAUUAUGUCUGUAUCGUGCAUAAGUUUGGUCCGAUGGCCUUCCCAGACCAGAUUGAAUCUUUUUAUAAGCAAUUGGUACCUCUGCUGGUAUUGACAUGGCAAACGAAAGCGGCCGUAAAAAAGACCUUAAAGGCCCUCAAGGAUGAUCAAACUGUUUUCAUCCCUACCCCUCAUACACCAACACCACCUUCCGUUAUACCACCUUGUCCACCAUCACCGCGACCAGUAAGCAAAGGCAAAAAGCGAAAAUCUCCCCAGGAAGAUCUCUAA
Molecule: messenger RNA, 549 nt
Organism: Zychaea mexicana
Lineage: Eukaryota; Fungi; Mucoromycota; Mucoromycetes; Mucorales; Lichtheimiaceae
Exons: 2
Coding region: 1-549 (182 amino acids)
Source: RefSeq, a predicted model, not a curated record